This is a messenger RNA of Diaporthe amygdali, 1110 nucleotides long. RefSeq lists its product as uncharacterized. Lineage: Eukaryota; Fungi; Ascomycota; Sordariomycetes; Diaporthales; Diaporthaceae. The transcript has a single exon. The record is from RefSeq and is a predicted model, not a curated record. The coding region runs from base 1 to 1110 and encodes 369 amino acids.
AUGAUCAGCACAAGAAUGUCCGACUUCGACGUGGAGCUAUGCCAUGCAUUCUUCAGCGCUGUCAGUAAGUCCGACCUCGUCUGCGUUCCGUGUAAGCAAGGCCUCAUCCGAAGAUAUCUCCACUCCAAAGCACGGGAAGAUCUAAUCUUCAAGACUUUCAGGCGGAUCAACCAGCUGGACUAUCCCCUCUUACUAAGCCUAGUCCGAACCUUGGGCGGGCCAGAAGAGAUCAAACGUGGGAUGCGACAUCUGGAAGACGUCCCACAACGUCCUCAGCAGUUUGAUAUGACGAACUUCAAGCAAUGGGACUGUGCUGACAGUCAAACUUGGGGCAAUCUACACAUCUGGUUUAGGAUCCUAGCCAAGGAAGAAAGCGUCAUACCACACCCUCUAAUCAAUACGGAUUUCAGAUCAUCGGCCUGGCGAUCACGGGCUUGGGCUGUAGCCUCGGGGCGGUUCACGCUCGACGACCUCCGGAAUGGGCGCUCCAUCAGACGAUUUGUCAAUGAUCAUGAAGCGCGCCUCCUGGAAGCUUCUCUGUGGGUGGCUGAGGCAAAGAUAACCAAGCCUGCGAAAUAUGAAAUCACUCCCGAGGCCUGCGAGUGUUUUCCGCUAGGGGAUGGCACUGUGAAGUUUCAAGACAUCAUUCAGAAGCUGAGUGUAUUUCCUGAGGUUUUGAGGGACCCAAACUAUGUUCGCCUGCGCCGUCAGGCGAUCGUGGCCAAGCUUGUUAAGAGCUGCUUUGAUCCAGAAAUUGUGGACGGCGUGUUUCAAAGAUGUGCGCAGCCCUCGCUUCCAGAGACUGCGGACCCGUUUGAAGCUUUCAUUGAAUACUGGGAGUCGCCUUCCGUUAGGGAGGCUGUGGCGCACCUGCUCAAGCUGCGCUUAGAGAAUUUUCUGAAUGAGCCGGCUACCAAUGCAAUCAAAGUGGUGACAGAGUCUGAAAACAAGCCGACUAGCCAACAUCUUUGCAUGAGGCGGGGUGUCACUUUCAAGCAUCCUGGCGUUGAGCUGGAGUACCAGGCAUAUCACCCUUUGACGCCACUUCCCUGGAACGAAAACCCGAUCGACUACGAGGCUGAGGCACGUAAACUACACAAAGAUGAGUAG